Molecule: messenger RNA, 2819 nt
Organism: Physeter macrocephalus (sperm whale)
Lineage: Eukaryota; Metazoa; Chordata; Mammalia; Artiodactyla; Physeteridae
Exons: 1
Coding region: 584-1567 (327 amino acids)
Source: RefSeq, a predicted model, not a curated record
CUGUUUCCAAAGAGAGCACUUAAUUUAAUGUUUCCUCUAAGUGACCCAGGGCUGUUCCGUCUGAUAGAUGGAAGGGUGACAUUGCCUUAAAACAGAAAUAUGCAGGCGUUGGCUAUUUUCGGCAGAUGAGUGUGUCUUCGUUCCCAAAGUAGUUCUCGUCUAAUGGCAGGGUGCGGUCCUUCUGAAGUGGGCCUGGCCGGGAGACAGACCACUGCUCUUCUGCCUCAGGGCACCUGGAGGGAACUCCUGCCCGGCAGCCCCAAGCACUCGGCCUGGGGUUCCAGCCAGCAGGCAGCCUGACUCAUCUGGGGCUAAAAUUCAUCUCACUUGAAGGGUGGGAAAAAUCCAUGUAUCUCAGGCUAAGUUCGAAUGGGCUCUUGCUAGCAUCUCAUCAUCACGACACGCGGAGUGCGUGUGGAAGAGAAGAGUGCAGUGGCAGGCCCCGGAAGGCCGCGCUCGCUCAGACCCCCACGGAAAGCAGUUACACGGUGGGCGACCCUGCUGAACAGCCUGCAUUUUUUUCUAAGAUGUAGAAUGUCUUCCCGGCCUGGGUCUGUUUCAGGGUCUUUCAUUUUUCUGGUUUAUGGCCAUGCUUGCUGGCUUCAGUGUGACGGAGGAACCCCCAGGACUCCUAGAAACAGUAGUGAAAACUCAAACCUUUCUUUUGUGGCCGACUCCAGUGCUUGCAAGGCCAAGGGGGCAGAGAUCUGAAAACAAAGGUUGCCUGAGUGAAGGGAGAGUUCCCCUCCAAAAAGGCCUAAAAGUGACCCUGGACUCAACCAGGGCGCUGGUGUUCAGCCCAUGUCCCAAACAAGGAAGCCCUCUUUGCGUCAGCCAUCUUAGGGUUGUCAGCUCCCCAUACACCUACCCUAUUCUACAGCCAUUGGGAAAAACGCAGCCCCUUCCACAAAGGGCCCUGGGGUCCUCUCCUGUUGGGUGCUAUGUAGGAAUGGGCAGUGAUGCCCUUGAUGGGAAUGUGGUCCUGGAGGUGCCCUACCUACAUCCUGCUGCACCCCACCCACGGCACUCGGGGUGCACGAUGACCCCCCUUUAUUCUGAGGCCAUGCAUCCGGGCAGGUGCAGGAUUCGCCAGGGUGCAGCCUCCAGGUGCAAACUUCAGCAGCACUGGGGUCCCCAGACCUCCCCAUGCCCUGGGUCACAGCUCAGACCAGGGAAGGUGAUUUCGGAGGCGGGGACAGACAGCUGGGCCACGGGUGGCCCCCAGCCCUCUUCUGGGGACACACAGACAGGGCUGGUGGCUUCCUGGGGUCCAAGUGAAGUGCGGCAGAAGCGGGGUCUCCAAGUCUCCUCCCCCCCCAGCCCAGUGUCUCCAGAAGACUGGCCGCUUUUCUUGCCAGAAGCAGGUGCUAAGGUGGCUGCCAGCGUCAAAGCACGCCCCAGGGACUCGUCCCUAGAGCUCAGCAAACGAGAGGGCCACCGAACAGGGAAGCAUGAUCUGAGCAAUAGUGUCCCCUCAUUUCUCAACUCCUGGUUUCGGCUGUGUUUACAAGGCUACCUGAUGUUUUUGACUUCUGACGGAUAUCACUUUUUUUUUUUUUUUUUUUAAACCCUUUUUCUAAAGUCAUUUAAAGACUGAGUGCUGGAAGGUUUGAAGGGCCUGAUAUAUCCGUCACGUUGCAGCCGGUAAGAAAUGCUUUGCAGGUCACCCACAUCUUUCUGUCCAAAGAUUCCACGUGCGAUUCUGGUGACCAUAUUUUCCAAAGCUAAAAUCAAGGGUGUGGGCUGACCCUUUUUGAAUUCAGGAUCACCCUGGGAAAAGCCAGGUCCUGUAACUGAUUUUCCCGAUUCUGAGGCUGAGUUUCAAAGGUUUGUCCCAGACACAUCCCAGAGAAUUUUGUACCAGAAUUCGGAUGCACAAUCCAGCUUACUACUGAUUAAUGCCUGAACACCGUUUAGGGAGAGGCCCUUCCCCCACCUGCUACUCUGUCUCAUCAGUUAGAAGAGUUGGACUUGGUGGGAGGCGUGAGCCCGGGGCCACACUUGGUUUCUACUGACCCCCAUCGAGGUAUUGGACUUGCAGUGUUCCCCCGACCCCACCCAGCUUCUCCCCUUCUCAUGCAGCUUUAAAACCUUACUCCUUUUAUUUAAAGAUGAACAGGAUGGGAGAAAGUGGCUUCCCCUGCCCUGGGCAUCAUGCAUUCCCUGUGGGGGACACAGGAUGCAUGGGGGCCGGCGGGGCCGCAUAAGCAGCUUUCUCUCAGGGCUCGGGACGUCUUCCUAGUGACAUGGCGACAGGCUGCUGCAUGUGCUCGUUUGGAAACCAAGCUGAAUGCCUGCCUGGCAACCACAGGUCUGGGUGAAGGCCGUCUCUCCCACUCAGCCCAGGGCCGCCUGUCCGAGGCCAGAUGCCUCCCUCCCCACCUGCCUUCCGUGGAGCAGGGGGCCACUUCCCAGUGUGGCUCAGACACCCGAGGGGAGGCGUCCAUUCCUGGGUCAGGGUGCCUGUCUGGGUGUGUGGGUGGGAGGCUUUGCUCCCUCGCCUCACCUUGGAGAGUCCCUCGUGCCAAGUGCAGAGGACCCUGAGGGCUGGAGGCGUCGCUCUCCCGAGCAGCUGUGGGUUGUUGGGCGCAGGCCGCUGUGGCUCCCACAGGGCCGGGAAUUGCUGUGUGGGUGGGCUGGGUGCACGCCGGGUCUCUGCUGCCCCGGGACUCUGCAUAAAGGGCCCCUCCUCCUCCCAAAGCCAUUGAUGGAACUUCUCUGGAAUCGUUUGCCAAAAUCCCAAGGUAGAAUCCAAGGGUCCAAGACCAUUUCCAUCGAGCACACGUUUUCCUUUUCCAUAGGAACUUUUUUUGUUGUUU